This is a messenger RNA of Stylonychia lemnae, 2577 nucleotides long. The record is from the annotation of a GenBank genome assembly. Lineage: Eukaryota; Ciliophora; Spirotrichea; Sporadotrichida; Oxytrichidae.
AUGGAAGAUCAAAAGACCUCAGAAGUCGAUUAGGAAAGCAGAAGAAAUGUAGCCUCCAGAAACAUCUCGAAUAUUGAUUGGUUUAAAUCCAAGCAAACUGAGGACAACUCUAAGAAGGCAUUGUAAAGCUAUCUCACUAAGAUGAACGAGGAGUAUCAAAAUGAGCAAUAGGGGGAUAAAAUUAGAGAUGAUAUUUUGUUCAGAAAAACCAAGAUCAUCUGCACUCUUGGAAAGUAUACUAGAAACAUUGAAAUGAAGGAGUUAGUCGAGUGGAUCAGAACUGCAGAGAAGAUCACAAAGACAAGAGCGGGCAUUCUGAUUGAUCUGCAAGGCCCAGUAAUCAGGACAUGUGAGUUUAGAGGCUAGCCAUCUGUACACUUAAAAGCUGGUUAGGAGUAUUAAAUUCUGUGUAAGCGAAAGAUAAAUGGUGAUUCUACUUUUGCUACAGUUGACUUUAAAGGUCUAUCCUAGAAAUUGAAAGUGAAUGAUCACAUUAUUAUUGACUUUGGAGCAGUCAGCUUAAGAGUUGUUGGCUUUGAGGAUUAGGAUGAGUUCUUGGCAAGUAAAUAGCUUGAAGGUCUAGAUAUUAGAGGCUCUAGAGUAGUGAGGAGUAAUAAGUCUUCGCUCAGUUUCUAAGGCUAGAAGCUAGGACGACAUGAGCUAUUUAAAAAGAGUCAAAUCGAUCAAUCACCUCUGAUGCUAUUCAACCAAAGAGUUAUCAGUCCUUGUAGCUAUGAAAAUGUUAAGAUCAAUCUAGAGAGAGGCAGAGCCGACACACUUGAAAUGGAUUCAGAAGUUGAUAAUAUCAAGCUUGAUUCAGUUAAGGAAUAAGAUUUGCAAUCACCUGAAAGACAGUUGAAUUUCGGGACUUAGCUGGAGGUGGUUGAAGAGGAAAAGAUUCAAGAAAAAUUGCAGGAAAAAAAGAAAUUUAAAGUCAGAUUCGACGAUGUCUAUCAAGCCAGUCAUGCUGAGAAGUCAAGAGUUGAAAAAGAGUUCUUUUAAAAUGCACUGCAAAGCAAGACUAGGUUCCAAAAUAAAAUCAAUUAGCAUGCUGCUGCUUCCCAGAAGAUAGAAGAUGUAAAGGGUUUAAUACCUAGAGUUGAGGAGUCUCCGAAUAAACUGCGGUCUGAUGAGGACUCGCCCGAGCCAGUUAGAACUAGAGGCAUACACAAGAGCUAGACCUAUAAGCUACCAGGGAUGGAAGAUUAGCAUAUGAAUGAUAAUGAUAAUCUAGAUGUCAUUGAUGAGGAGUAAAAGAGGGAAUUUAAUCCAAAUGCUGUUGUUACUAUUGAAUCUCUAGAAAAUAAAGAAACUUAGGAAGCUGCUAAAUAAAACAGUAAUUCGAAGGAAUUGCCAACUUAGAAGUCUAUGGGUGCUUUUAAGACGGUAGGAUCUGCCCUAAAUAUGGCUUCACCCUAAGAAAAUGACCUACUUCCACCCAGAAAAGGCAGUCAAAGAGGCUCACAGUUGUCAAUCAGAAACAGGAAAAAGAAGAUUGUCAAGAAAGACAGAAAAGUAAUAAGAUGUUAGGUAGAAUUUGACUGUGAGAUCAAGCCUCACAAGCCUUUGUACUUCCCGGACUUCGACCACAAGAAGGAAUUCGAGUUACCUCUUAUCACCAGAAAAGACUUGCUUGAUAUAAACAAAAGCAUCAAGCUGGGAGUUGAUUUUAUCUCAGUGUCCUAUGUAGAAGGCAAGCAAGACAUCUUGGAGGUGAGGGAACUCCUGAGUAUCAAGGGUCGCCACAUCAAGAUUCUGGCGAAGAUCCAGAACCGCAAGGCGAUGGAGAACUUUGCUGAAAUCCUCGAAGCCGCAGAUGGCAUCAUUAUUGCCAGAGGUUACUUAGGAUUAGACUUGAGCAUUGAAGAUGUGGCAUUCGUGCAGCAAUAUCUAAUUAAUCAGUGUAAUCAAGCCGGCAAGCCAGUCAUUCUUUCGACUCAGAUCAUGGAGAGCAUGGUCACCAGACUGAGACCCACCAGAGCUGAGGUAUCAGACAUAUCAAAUGCUGUUUAUCAUGGUGUUGACUGUUGCUUACUUUCAUCUGAAACUCAAACUGGACAGUUCUAUAAAGAAGCCUGCGAAACAAUGUCAAAGAUAUGUUAUGAAGCAGAACGUCACAUUGACUAUGAAAGCAACUACAAUGAACUUCAAAGGUAAUAACUCUAACUUUUAAUUAAAUAUCUUAAUAGGAGAAUAUUUGAAGAGAAAAUUCAACUUUCAAUCAGCGAGGCUAUCAGCAACUGCGCAGUAAAGGCUGCAUAUGAAAUCAAAGCCAAACUCAUCAUAGUCUUUACUAAUUCAGGUUAAUCAGCUAUCACUGUAGCUAAGUACAGACCUUCUUGUCCGAUCCUUGCAGUCUCAGCCAGUGACUAGUCUGCCAAGCAAUGUAUCAUCUCUAAGGGCAUCUUCUCAUUGCUAGUGGGCUCACUUAUCGGUGCUGAGAGUCUAUUGGACAAAAUCAAGAAAGAGGCAAUGAAGCGUGGACUGAUUAAAAAAGGAGACCAUGUCGUUGUAACAACUGGAAUUAAUGAGGGUCUAGAGGGUAGUACCAAUCUCCUCAAAAUCUUGCAAGUAUGA